Debaryomyces tyrocola is the source of this 81-nucleotide messenger RNA. Lineage: Eukaryota; Fungi; Ascomycota; Pichiomycetes; Serinales; Debaryomycetaceae. The record is from the annotation of a GenBank genome assembly.
AUGUUAAGGUGGAGAAUAAAUGGCUUCGCCAUUAUAGCUGUAGAGUGUACUGUAUCAGACAACGACAACGGAAAAGUCUAG